Messenger RNA from Ceraceosorus guamensis, 1519 nucleotides. Its product is annotated as glutathione S-transferase. Bases 375 to 1037 code for a protein of 220 amino acids. The record is from RefSeq and is a predicted model, not a curated record. The transcript has 2 exons. NCBI's taxonomy places the organism in Eukaryota, Fungi, Basidiomycota, Exobasidiomycetes, Ceraceosorales, Ceraceosoraceae.
UGCACAUCCACCUCGCAUCAUAAUCAUACGAUUGGGUCCCGGCGCGGUCUGAUCGCGUGCUACAGUGCCUCGUUCGCGCCAGCUUCUGACGCGAGGCUCGUAGGGAGUCGUCAUACUGUGUACAUAUACCACCUCCACACUCCACUCGUAACUCUGUUGUGUGACUGUAGGAGCGCAUGCAAGCUGCGAGCUUGCAGGGUGGGGCUCACCUCGGCGUUAAGAGCCAACACCCGCUGAGAAGGUGCGGUGCAUUUCGCCUUGCUCGUGCCACGUAAUGUAUAUAACCAGGUCUGGUCCACUUCCACCUCAUUGCCCCCGUCACCGACAUCGCGACGACUCACCAACCAUCUACUCUUCCUCAGCUCACAGACAGAAUGGCUCAAUUCACCCUCUACUCUCACAAGGGACCCGGACCCAACCCUCUCAAGGUGGCCAUCCUGCUCGAAAAGUUGGGUCUCAGCUACGACGUAGUUCCACUCGUCUUUGGUCCCGGCGACGGCCAGAAUGAAGGGGUCAAGGGUGAGAAAUUCUUGAAGGUGAACCCCAACGGAAGAGUGCCCGCAUUGGUGGACCAUCAGAACAGCGACUUUACCAUUUGGGAAAGCGGAGCGAUCUUGCUGUAUCUGAUCGACAAGUACGGUCAAGAUGGAUCGUUUGGCGGAAAGACGCCAGAGGAGAGGGCUGUGGUCAACCAGUGGUUCGCGCUCCAGCUCAGCACUUUUGGUCCUCAGCAAGGACAGGUGAACUGGGAGGCAACGUAUGGUGAAAAGCCUCAAAAGUCGGUCUUUACUCGUUACGAAGGCGAAGUGGCACGAUUGUACACUCUGCUCAACGAUCAAUUGGAAGCUCAGUCUAAGCGCGGAAGCUCCUUUGUCGCUCUCGAGAGGCCAACAGUCGCCGACAUCGCCUUUUACCCUUGGGUCAACAUUGCCGGGUUUGGAAAGAUCGACCUUGCCCCUUACCCUGCUGUUGGCAAGUGGCACGCUGCUCUCGCCGCCGAUGCCGACGUCAAAAAAGCUCAGGCUGCUCUUUCGUGAUCGGCUAUCAUACUUGACUCUGAGUGAUCAUGGCCUUUUAGGGCAAUGCAUGCAUCAGCUCGCGAAGCUGGAGUUCAAUCGUGCGAUGUGUUGCGGGUGAUGUACCUAUACCAACGACAACGAUCGUAAUGUGGACUCUUGUCUCAGAGCAGGCAGGCCGAGCGCUUCAUACACGAGCUGCGUCGGAGGCGGUGAGAAUGAUUUAUUCGCUUGAGUGGCGAGACCAGAAGAAAGGCAUGCGCAGCAAUCACUCACUUGUCUCGCUUCGAAAGCCGCACCCCACGAUGCUUGAUAGCCAAUGCCUCCAAAUCUGAGUCAAGGAAGGGAAAGUAAUUAGCCAAAUGAAGUUUUGAAGUGGGUGCCUGAUCUCGCAUCGCUUCGGACGCGUGCUAGGUGAGGCGACGCAGCACUCACCCGUAGCAGUGCACUACAGGCACCUCUCCUUCACGACCAGAUAUAGAGGGGUAUGAGGCGCUUCCUCC